UCUACAAAUGACGUAGGGAGGAGCUAUAGCUGUGUGUAGCAUCGACCUGCAGCGCAUCCCUAUGAUUUGUACAUCAGUGGUGUUUAACACGCUGCAGCGCUCACUUGCGAAGGUCACCUCAUUGUAGCACCUUGUCAACAGGAGUGCAGAGCUGUCCUGUAACUAUUUAAUAACGCAUAAUGGACGGUUUUGAUAACUACAGUGCGUCGGAGAAAGCGGAGGCGACGGAGCUGCAGCGUAUGAUCCAGAUAGAGCAACAGAAAGCGCAGUUUCAGGCCCAGGUGCACACUUUCACUGACGUCUGCUGGGACAAGUGUAUGGACAGUCCGGGCUCGAAGUUGGACCACCGGACAGAGACGUGCCUGGUGAGCUGUGUGGAGCGAUUCAUAGACACCACCCUGAGCAUCACCAACCGCUUCACACAGAUGGUGCAGAAGGGUGCUCAUUAAGAAUGAACUAAAGACGCCAACCGGACUGUGUAAUGAAAUUAAUAAAAUAUUUUGUAUUCCUAACUAAUUGAUGGAAGAUUAUGUGAAGAGGACCUUUUUUUUGACUGAUUAUGCAUUCGACUGGUGGUGCUUGAGGAGUUUGAAGUGGGAAACUCUGCAUGGUUGUAGCUGCAAAUGGCAGCAAGACGUACCUGUUUGAAUUGAGAAGUCAUGUAAUGUGACAUUAGUAAAGUGACUCAGUAUGCUCAUGUUCA
This is a messenger RNA of Sebastes umbrosus (honeycomb rockfish), 703 nucleotides long. It is a transcript of the gene timm8b, whose product is annotated as translocase of inner mitochondrial membrane 8 homolog B (yeast). Bases 180 to 449 code for a protein of 89 amino acids. The record is from RefSeq and is a predicted model, not a curated record. The transcript has 2 exons. NCBI's taxonomy places the organism in Eukaryota, Metazoa, Chordata, Actinopteri, Perciformes, Sebastidae.